Messenger RNA from Heterostelium album PN500, 2010 nucleotides. RefSeq names its product mitochondrial GTPase (gene gemA). The record is from RefSeq and is a predicted model, not a curated record. Gene Ontology annotation, molecular function: GTPase activity; GDP binding; calcium ion binding. Lineage: Eukaryota; Evosea; Eumycetozoa; Acytosteliales; Acytosteliaceae. Gene Ontology annotation, biological process: signal transduction; mitochondrion organization. The transcript has 6 exons. Gene Ontology annotation, cellular component: mitochondrial outer membrane; plasma membrane. The coding region runs from base 1 to 2010 and encodes 669 amino acids.
AUGGCUUUGGACGAACAAACUAAACAAGAUAAUUUUAAAUUAAGUUUACUCUUUUUUAAUAGAAAAUAUGAAAAAGAUAUUAAAGUUGUAUUUAUAGGUGAUGCUGGAGUAGGUAAAUCUAGUAUUAUUACAUCGUUGGUCAAUGAUCAAUUCGUUGAGAAUCCACAAAAAGUGGUACCAGAGUUGACGUUGUCCGGUGAAUUCUGUACCACUCAUAUUAUUGAUACAUGCGAAUCCGACGAGCAGCAAGGCGGUCGUACUCAGAUGCAUUUGGAGUUGAAGCGUUCCGAUGCCAUUGCAUUGGUGUAUACAUACGACAACUUUGAUGACAGCUUGCUUGGUAUCCGCAACAAGUGGUUGCCACUACUCCAACAACUCAAUCUUCAGAAGCCACUGUUGGUCGUAGCCAACAAAGUAGACACUGUCUCACAGGAGGAAUACGAACAUUCAAAGCAGCAGGUACUCGAUACCCUCAAUUUCAUUGCCUCGCAAUACAGUGGAACUCUUCGUUGGAUCCAGUGUUCCGCCAAGACAAUGGUGAACAUACACGAGUUGAUGGAGUCGGUUCAGAGUCUGUUGGUAUUCCCCGAGGAACCACUGUAUAAUCGCGCCACAAACCAACUCACAAUGGAGUGUUACGUAGCACUCCAACGUAUCUUUAGACUGUGUGAUCUCGACAACGACGGACUGCUCAACGACAACGAGAUCAACUACUUCCAACAGCGUUGUCUUAACCAGCCAAUGUCGGCAGAGGAGAUCGAAACACUGCGAUCGUUCAUUGGCGGUCAACUCGAGAGCGGUGUAAGCGACAGUGGUUUCACCAUCGACGGAUUCAUCCUGAUGAAUCUGCUGUUCUUGGCAAAGAGCACACAGCAGACUUGGAUUGCGCUGCGUGCUUUCAACUACGACGAUUCACUGCAGUUGGCCGACGAGUAUAUCCACCCGUCACUUCAUGUCGGUACCGACGAGACUGUCUCGCUUUCGGCCGACGGCAUCGAAUAUCUUCAGAGUUUGUUCAAGCGAUUCGAUUCCAACAACGAUGGACUGCUCUCUGACAGCGAUCUAGAGAAACUCUUUGCAACUGCACCGUCGAUUCCAUUCGCCGCUGACUAUAAGAACUCUGUUGCACUUGGCAAAGACAAAGAAAUCGGUCUCCAAUCGUUUGUUUGUUUAUUCCAGAUGCUCACCAAUGUCAGCUAUCGUACGACACUCGAGUGUUUUGCCUAUCUCGGAUACAACAGUAUUUUACACGCAUCGACCUCACACUUGGUGACAAUCUCCAAGAAAUCCUCUUUCAAAAAGCCAGUCUACAAUAUCUAUGUUUUGGGUGCAAGUGCAUCUGGAAAGUCGACUCUACUCCACUCACUCAUCAAUCACUCCAUCGAUACCAACUCAAUCGCACCAACAACAGUCGGUCAUAAAACUGUUUGUUCACCAGUUGACCAAAGAUAUAUAAUUCUUCAUGAAAUUGUAGAUGGAAAAGGAUUAGUACAGGAACCAAGUGUUAUUAAUAGAGGAGAUGCAAUUUGUUUGAUGUUUGACGAGAGUGUCAAUCAAUCAUUUGAGUAUGCAGUGGAACUCUAUAAGAUAAUAUCUAAGAACUAUCCUAAUAUUCCAGUUUACUUUGUACGUGGUCAUCACCAGAUGGGUGAUUCCCCUGCUGCUGCACCAUCGAAUGAAGUUAAAACUUUCUUUAGCAAUACAUAUAAGAACGAACCCAUCGAAUUCCAUAUCAACAAAACAAGCGAAGACUACAAGAAUAUAUUUAGAAACAUUGCACAAGCCAUACAGAGUUCACUGUCGAAACAAUCUGCCGCUGGAACUCAAAAGAAAAAUACAUCGUCAUCAACCAACAACAAAUCAAAUGCCAUCGAAAAACAAAGUGGUUCUACAAGUAUUUUGAUUCUAACAUUGGUAUCGGCAGCAGUCGCAGCAGUUGGAUUCUUUAUUAUGAAAAAACUAAAAGAAGAUAAUUCAUCAUUAAGUAAUGCUUUAUUAAUGUAUGGUUAA